ACUAGAGAAAAGCGAGAGAACCGUGUGAAUCGAACUGAAAAAACCGAAACCCUCACUUCACCAUCGCCGCCGCCGUAACCAUGGAAAAAGCCGCUUCCUUCUUGUUCGCCGGUACUAUCUUCAACAAAAAGAAGUACGCCGACGAGAUCGCCCGGUUUAAGGAGAAAAAAGAAACUGAAAAUGAAGUGGAUUAUUUGAGUUCGUUCGAACGUGUAAAUCCAGGUUCAGAGGAAGUUACGGUUUCUACGAAAAAAAGAAAGCGUAAACAAGCAGCUUCAGAAGCGGUAGAAGGAUUUAAUGUCUUUAAGAGUUCAAAAAAAGCACUGGUUAUAAGCGAAGAGAACAAAACAGAUGAGGGAGAAGAUAAUCUUUCUAAAGAAAAGAAGAAAAUAAACCUAAAAUUGGAGGCAGAUUCGAUUUUGCGGAAACAGUAUAAUAUUCAUGUCUCUGGGAAUAAAGUUGCGUCUCCACUGAAGAGUUUCGCAGACUUAAGCUCAGUAUAUGGAUGUGAGUCUUAUUUAUUGCACAAUUUUGCUAAACUUGGAUUUAAAGAGCCAACACCAAUUCAACGACAGGCUAUUCCGGUUCUUCUAUCCGGUCGAGAAUGCUUUGCUUGUGCCCCAACUGGGUCCGGAAAAACCUUGGCUUUUGUAUCGCCUAUGCUUAUGAAACUCAAGCAUGCAUCGACUGAAGGUGUGAGAGCUGUUAUACUGUGUCCUACUCGUGAGCUAGCUGCUCAGACGACCAGAGAGUGUAAAAAACUUGCAGAAGGAAAUAAAUUUUAUAUAAAACUGUUGACUAAAAAGCUCAUAAGAAGCGCGCAUUUGACAAAGCUGCGUUGUGAUAUACUUAUAUCCACGCCACUUCGCUUGAGUUCAGCUAUCAAGAAAAGGAAACUUGAUUUGAGCAGGGUUGAAUAUCUUGUCCUGGAUGAGUCCGACAAACUGUUUGAGCUUGGCUUGAUAAAGCAGAUUGAUUCUGUGGUUAAAGCAUGUUCUAAUCCUUCGAUUAUACGCUCAUUAUUUAGUGCUACUUUACCUGAUUCGGUUGAGGAACUUGCACGCACCAUAAUGCAUGAUGCUGUUCGCGUUAUUAUUGGCAGAAAGAAUACGGCUUCUGAAUCUGUUAAUCAAAAGUUAGUUUUUGCUGGAACUGAAGAAGGGAAACUACUUGCUCUUCGGCAAAGUUUUCAAGAGAGAUUGAAUCCUCCGGUUUUGAUCUUUGUACAAAGCAAAGAACGCGCAAAGGAACUGUAUGAAGAGCUGAAAUUUGAUAAUAUUAGAGUUGGUGUCAUCCAUUCAGACUUAUCUGAAACACAGCGUGAAAAUGUUGUUAAUGACUUCCGAGCUGGCAAAACGUGGGUUUUGAUCGCCACCGAUGUCAUUGCCCGUGGAAUGGACUUCAAAGGUGUCAACUGUGUGAUUAAUUACGAUUUUCCCGAUUCUGCUGCUGCGUACAUUCACCGAAUCGGUCGGUCCGGCAGAGCAGGGAGGACCGGAGAAGCUAUUACUUUCUACACAGAAGAUGAUGUUCCGUUUUUGCGUAACAUAGCUAAUGUGAUGGCAGCAUCCGGCUGCGAGGUUCCGUCCUGGAUCAUGGCUUUGCGUAAGCUAAGGUGGAAGAAGCAUCGGCCCAAAAGAGAGUCGAUUUUAACCAUACCAGAUGUUGCAGAAGAGUAAACAAAUUGCUGGAACGAACUAUUUGCACCGGAUUCUUGUUCUUAAAUUUCCUGUAGAGUUUUUUACUUCAUAACUUGUCUGAUUGGAUUUUUAUCCUUGAGGUAACAAGUGCAGCACAGGUUAAUUAUCCCGGCACUGGAGCCUCAAUCGGGACCAAAACGGCAGUUGGACUUAGUAAGUCUUCAAUUUUUUUAUGAAACAGGAAAUUGAUAGCUGUAGGUUUUGGGGUCAAUGUUCCUAUAAUUGUUGCUUCCCUUGAAACAUUAGUUUAUUUAAUCUAUAUUGAAAUUAAUAUAUAUUAUACCUAGAA
Gossypium raimondii (Peruvian cotton) is the source of this 1989-nucleotide messenger RNA. RefSeq names its product DEAD-box ATP-dependent RNA helicase 57. The transcript is spliced from 12 exons. NCBI's taxonomy places the organism in Eukaryota, Viridiplantae, Streptophyta, Magnoliopsida, Malvales, Malvaceae. The coding region runs from base 81 to 1679 and encodes 532 amino acids. Gene Ontology annotation, biological process: maturation of SSU-rRNA. The record is from RefSeq and is a predicted model, not a curated record. Gene Ontology annotation, molecular function: RNA helicase activity; ATP binding; nucleic acid binding.